AUGACUCGAGAACAAUACAUACUAGCAACACAACAAAACAACCUGCCAAGGGCUGAGAAUGCACAACUUUACCCAGUGGGGAUUUAUGGAUGGCGAAAGAGGUGCUUAUACUUCUUUGUCCUUCUGCUGUUGGUUACCAUGAUAGUUAACUUAGCCAUGACAAUAUGGAUAUUGAAAGUGAUGAAUUUCACCGUGGAUGGUAUGGGAAAUCUGAGAGUCACCAAGAAGGGAAUCCGACUUGAAGGUAUAUCUGAGUUUCUACUUCCAUUGUAUGUGAAAGAAAUUCAUUCCCGAAAGGAUAGUCCACUGGUCUUACAGUCUGACAGGAAUGUAACAGUGAAUGCGAGAAAUCACAUGGGGCAGUUAACUGGACAGCUGACAGUAGGAGCUGACGCUGUGGAAGCUCAGUGUAAGAGAUUUGAAGUGAGAGCGAGUGAAGAUGGCAGGGUGCUGUUCUCUGCAGAUGAAGAUGAGAUUACCAUUGGGGCUGAAAAGCUGAAAGUUACAGGCACCGAAGGAGCAGUAUUCGGGCACUCUGUUGAGACACCUCACAUCAGAGCAGAACCUUCCCAAGACCUCAGGCUUGAAUCACCCACCAGGUCCUUGAUCAUGGAGGCUCCUCGAGGGGUCCAGGUCAGCGCUGCUGCGGGAGACUUCAAGGCCACCUGCAGGAAGGAGCUCCAUCUGCAGUCUACAGAGGGGGAGAUCUUUUUGAACGCAGAGAAAAUCCGGCUGGGGAAUCUACCGACAGGCUCUUUCUCAUCGUCUUCACCCAGCUCCUCAAAUUCUCGGCAGGCAGUGUACGAACUGUGUGUCUGCCCCAAUGGCAAACUUUACCUUUCUCCAGCGGGACUAGGUUCCACUUGUCAGUCCAGUAGCAGCAUCUGCUUGUGGAGCUGAAGUGACUGAUUUCUCCUCACACCAGAAUAGCCUUUUGUUCCCGUCCGUCUGCUUCACAGUUCUGCUCGGUUUCCCUUGUGAUCAGUCCAGAGCUUCUUCGAAUGGUCCACAGAGCAACUUGUUCCCAUGCAAGCAGGGAUUCGCUGCCACCUUCUCUUGUGAUUUACUGUACUGCUCAACGCAGAGAGUGUGGGUGACAGAACAGUGGAAAAAAAUCACCUUCCGCGGGAAAACUGGAUCAUAACUUUUGCUCAAAAGGGAGAAAAACAUAGGUGCCUUUGCUACGUGAAGUGAAGCACACAGUUUUAGAUUUUUGCAGGACCUGGAUAUGAACUGCACACAUACACAUUACAUAGAUGAAAUUCUCAGUAUCCAAUGGCAAGAUGAGAUGGUUGACCCUGUCAGAAAACUAAUUCGACAGUCUGAAAGCACAAUUUUCCAAUCAUCUUUUUGGAUGUAAACUUUUAUCCCCGAAUUUUAAAAUUUUGAAGCAUUAUAUAAUGCUUGCUUUACUAAAAAUUAAAUUCGAUACAUGAUUUUUAACAAAACGAAACAAAACAAGACAGAACCCCACCUUGAGUUUUAUUUGUUUCUUUGAAUUCAGUGUGUUGUUACUCUUUGUCUACUAAGUCUAGAAUUUUGUACAUUAGGUAAUUUUGAAAGCACUCAGCAAUAUAAUCUUUACAGAAUUAACAAAAUGCCAUUAUACUGUCAUUUGUCAGAUCUGAAUGGCCUUAUAUAGUAUUUACUUGGCUUUUGCAUGUGACGUAUUUGCUUUUAACGAAACAUCUAAUUUAUUCCGAUAUAAGAUAGGAUUAAGAGAGAUCUACUGAUGGUAUGGAAUCCAUAGAUUUUUAUUUUUUUUAAUUCACCUGCUAUCUUUUACACUAGGUUCUCAUAGUACAACUCUUUGUUUUCUCCACUCACUUUAAAUUUGACUCUGACUGCUAAAAUUCAACCAUAUCCUCUAAAUAAAUUAAUACUAAUGUGAUGCAUUAUGCCGAGAAUGGGUUCACUUUCCAUUGGAAUAUAACCUUCAGAAUUAUAUCUAUGUAUUCUUUUUUAUUGGAGAUUAAGAUUUAAGGAUGGUCGAAAGUAAAUUAUAACUCCCUGCUUAAACAGUAAAAACUAUAAAUGUUAACAAACAUGUUGAAAAUGUGUUUACUCCAUUACAUUCCUAUUUUAAGGAAUUUGGUUGUGUUUCCUUUCAGCUCUUAACAUUUGGUUACCUUUAUUAGACUGUUAAACUACCCUGGCAUCAGAAAUCCUAGCUCCUUUCAUUCUCCACUGCUUAUUUUUGUAAAGUAGCACGAA
Messenger RNA from Panthera uncia (snow leopard), 2214 nucleotides. It is a transcript of the gene SGCZ, whose product is annotated as sarcoglycan zeta. Lineage: Eukaryota; Metazoa; Chordata; Mammalia; Carnivora; Felidae. The transcript is spliced from 7 exons. The coding region runs from base 1 to 900 and encodes 299 amino acids. Gene Ontology annotation, biological process: heart contraction; cardiac muscle tissue development. The record is from RefSeq and is a predicted model, not a curated record. Gene Ontology annotation, cellular component: sarcoglycan complex; sarcolemma.